Pungitius pungitius (ninespine stickleback) is the source of this 1621-nucleotide messenger RNA. RefSeq names its product peroxisomal biogenesis factor 11 alpha (gene pex11a). The record is from RefSeq and is a predicted model, not a curated record. Gene Ontology annotation, biological process: peroxisome fission. NCBI's taxonomy places the organism in Eukaryota, Metazoa, Chordata, Actinopteri, Perciformes, Gasterosteidae. Gene Ontology annotation, cellular component: peroxisomal membrane. Bases 271 to 1035 code for a protein of 254 amino acids. The transcript has 3 exons.
CAAGCACAUUUGGCUCAACUCUCUUCGGUUCCGCUAACCCACUAGGAAAUUGUCUGAUUUAAGUAUAAACGUGCAGGAAGUUUCACAAUUCAGAUUAUCUAGUUGAGUUUCAAGCGGCGACAUGAGGUGAAGCACCAUUGCCGACAUUAAAAUUGAUAAAAGUGAACACAAGUAACGCUUGCCGACAUUAGCACAUUGUCCGGGUAACGUGUCUGAACGAGGGUGCGACUAUUAGCUGACAAGAACAAGCUGUCCUUGUUCGAUUUAACCAUGGACGCGGUGGUACGAUUCACGAACCAAAGCCAAGGAAGGGACCGAAUAUUCAGGGCAGUGCAAUACGCAUGUGCACUGUCUACAUACAUACUACGAAACCACUCGGAAAGAAAGGACCUUGUGGCGAAACUUCGAAGUCUGGAAAGCAACAUGAGCGCUGGACGUAAAUGUGAGUUUAACGUUACCUGUGACGUGUUGAGGCUGGGGAACACAGUAAACUCCGUUGCGGCUGCCAAGCGAACCCUGCAGCUCUCUGACAGAGUGCUGAGCCUGUGCCUCACUGCGGCCAACCUCAACCGCGCCCUCUACUUUCUCCUCGACAAUGUACUUUGGGCCAGAAGUGUGGGUCUUAUCCGUGAUAUCAACAAGGAACGCUGGAGCCUAAAUUCCUCCCGCUGCUACUUCCUCUCGCUGGUCAUGAGUCUGACCAGAGAUGUUUAUGUGGUCCUCCAGUUAAUGGCACAGAGGGCGAAAGAUAAACAAUUCAGACAGAAAAUGGAGGCGCAUCUCAGCGAGAGUUGUGAAGUGGCUGAAGCUGUCGUUCCUCACUUGGAUGCGUUUCUCUUUCUGCUGUUGGAGAGCCUAAAAUCGCAUCCCGCCGUUGCCUUGGACAUGCUGAAAAAUGCAUGUGACCUCUUCAUUCCCCUAGACAGGUUGGGUAUAUAUAAGUCCAAUCCAGGGGUGGUGGGCUUCUGUGGUUUGAUGUCCUCAGUUAUUGGGAUUGUAACCCUCUUGGAGCCCAAGUUAACACUUAAAUCAUGACAACAAGGGUGCAAUUACACCGUACUAACUGGAGAUUCAACAUUUAAUAACGGGUUACCUAGCAGUAUUGUUAAUUUUUCAUAAUUUAAGAUUCUAAGUAAAACCACUGUGCAUUCCUGUCUUUUCCAACACCAGCACUUUUGUAACCACUUUAGUAGCUUUUUUACACUUUUCUUUUCUUUGCUCUGUAAGAAGAGGCUGCUCAAAGUUUUACCUCAACAAAUAAUAGCAGGCAGCCAUUGUAGGAAAAAUACACGUUACCAAUAACACAAUCAAUGGCUCUGUUGUAUCCAAGUGUUUGUGCGAGAGUGACUGUGUGUCAGCCUGCACAAUACCAUGUCCCUGAAAUCCAAACUGUGACCAUGAAAUUGUGUGCAAGUUUACUAUGCAAGCAUAUGGUGAUCCUAAUUUAAUGAGCUAAAACACCCCUGAUAAUGUGAUUACAAAUACAUUCUUAAUAUAUUGCUGGAUGUUAUUUUUUUAAUCUCUGACACGGACAAAAUAAGUGCCACAACCAAUGAAAAACCUUUAACUUCUAUGGAAAAUAAUUUGUUUACGAUGUAACUGCAGGGAUGAAUGGGAAACC